Messenger RNA from Cavia porcellus (domestic guinea pig), 9519 nucleotides. RefSeq names its product maltase-glucoamylase 2 (putative) (gene Mgam2). Gene Ontology annotation, biological process: carbohydrate metabolic process. Bases 79 to 6735 code for a protein of 2218 amino acids. NCBI's taxonomy places the organism in Eukaryota, Metazoa, Chordata, Mammalia, Rodentia, Caviidae. The record is from RefSeq and is a predicted model, not a curated record. The transcript has 48 exons. Gene Ontology annotation, molecular function: carbohydrate binding; alpha-1,4-glucosidase activity.
GGCUCCAAAGGUCCAGUCACUUUUUCUCAGUGCUCCUGAAACACCCAGGGACAGCCAUAGAAAAGAAAAGACUAUGAGAUGGCUAGGAAGCUCACUGUUUUGGAAGUCCUUCUGAUCACCAUCGUGACUGCAAUAAUUGCAAACAUUCUGUUGCUGAUUUUUGCGUUGCAGUAUCAUUCAGAUUCGUUUACUCCAGAGUGCCCUGCGAUCCCCCAAUCAGAACGGAUAGACUGCUUACCUCAUCAGACGGUGACAGAGGAUAUAUGCAGAAGUAGAUAUAAGUGCUGUUGGGAUCCUGUGGCAGAUACCAAUUCCUCUAGGUGUUUCUUCCCUAGGAACUGGGGCUAUGAAUUCAGCAGUGUCCAUAGCAAUACUACCACAGGGUAUACUAUCCGGUUAAAAAAGAUGCCAUCCCCAAAGCUAUUUGGAAGUGAUGUUACUGAAGUCUCCUUCACAGCAAAAUUUCAGACGUCCAAUCGUUUUAACUUUAAGAUUACUGAUGCCAGUGAGAGUCGUUAUGAGGUACCUCGUGAAAUCAUCCAGUCCAAUAAUGAGACUGCUAAUACUUCCAGUUUGAGCUACCACAUUGAAUUCACCAAAAAGCCCUUCAGCAUCAAAGUAAUGAGGAUGAGCAACAAAAGAGUCUUAUUGGACACAAGCAUUGGGCCCCUCCAGUUUGCCCAUCAGUACCUGCAGCUGUCUUUCCGCCUACCCAGCUUCAACGUGUACGGGUUGGGGGAACACGUGCACCAGCAGUACCGCCACAACUUGGACUGGAAAACCUGGCCCAUCUUCACGCGGGACACAGCCCCCACCGCGGGCCUAAUCAAUCUAUAUGGAGCACACACAUUCUUUUUGUGCCUUGAAGAUACCAGUGGCUUCUCUUUUGGAGUUUUUCUGUUGAACAGUAAUGCUAUGGAGGUUGCGCUUCAGCCUGCACCUGCUGUCACAUACCGCACAAUUGGAGGCGUUCUUGAUUUUUAUGUGUUCCUGGGAAACACUCCAGAGCAAGUGGUUCAGGAAUACCUGAAGCUUGUUGGACGACCAUUCCUGCCUUCCUACUGGAGUCUUGGGUUCCAGCUUAGUCGCAGGAAUUAUGGUGGCAUUACUGGAUUGAAAGAGGUUGUUGACAGAAAUCGUGAAGCUAAGAUCCCUUAUGAUGUCCAGUACUCAGACAUAGACUACAUGGAUGGAAAGAAAGAUUUCACUAUUGAUGGACAAGCUUACGCCAACCUUUCAGAUUUUGCCAAAGAAUUACAUGAGAAUGAUCAGAAAUAUGUAAUUAUCAUGAAUCCUGGCAUCUUUAAGAACGACACCUACAUGGUCUACCACAAUGGAAGUGUAAAGAGAGCGUGGGUCUUGGAAAGCAAAGGCUUUGCCAUUGGGCAGGGCUAUCCAGGGCAAGUAGUCUUUCCUGAUUUCAGCAAAUCCGAUUGUACCCAGUGGUGGAAAGAGCAAUUCACUGACUUUCAUAACCAAUUGGACUUUGAUGGAGUAUGGAUUGAAAUGGAUGAAGUCUCUAGUUUACCUCAAGAUUCUAGUCAACAGUGUGAAUUAAACAUCUUGAACUUUCCUCCUUUUGUUCCUAAAAUCCUGGAUGGUUUUCUGUUCUCCGGGACCCUCUGCAUGGACACAGAGUUUCACGAGGGCUUUCACUAUGAUGUCCAUAGCUUGUAUGGCUACUCCAUGGCAAAAGCUACCAAUGUGGCCAUGGAGAAUAUUUUCCCCAGUACUAGGAACUUCAUCUUAUCUCGUUCAACUUUUGCUGGAUCUGGAAAAUUUGCUGCUCAUUGGUUGGGAGACAAUGCAGCCACGUGGGAUGACCUCCAGUGGUCAAUUCCCAGUAUCCUUGAGUUUAACUUGUUUGGUAUUCCCAUGGUUGGUGCUAACAUCUGUGGUUAUACAAGAAAUGUCACAGAAGAGCUCUGCAGAAGGUGGAUGCAGCUAGGAACAUUUUAUCCAUUAUCAAGAAACCACAAUGGGCUUGAUUUCCAUGACCAGGACCCAGCUGCCUUUGGUUUUGACUCUCUGCUAUUGAAUUCCUCCAGACAUUAUUUGAAUAUCCGCUACACAUUGCUGCCCUAUCUCUACACCCUCUUCUACCGUGCUCACACUCUGGGGGAGACAGUAGCAAGGCCCGUGAUGCAUGAGUUCUACCAGGACCCAGCCACAUGGGAUGUGCAUGAGCAGUUCUUAUGGGGACCUGGACUCCUCAUCACACCUGUUUUACAUGAAGGUGUGGACCAUGUGAAAGCAUACAUACCAGACGCCAUCUGGUAUAACUAUGAGACUGGAGUGCCUGUUCAGCAGAGGAAACAGUUUAUGGAUAUGCCACUCCCUGGUGACAGGAUAGGGCUCCACCUUCGAGGGGGCUACAUAUUCCCCACCCAGCAGCCAAACACAACCACAGCGACAAGUCGAAAGAAUCCUCUGGGACUCAUUGUUGCCUUGGACUAUAAGAGAGAAGCAAGAGGAGAGCUGUACUGGGAUGAUGGUGUCUCUAAAGAUUCUGUAGAUGAAAAGAAGUAUAUUAUGUAUGAUUUCUCUGUUACUUCUAACCAUCUUCAGGCAAAGAUUACAAACAAUAAUUACAUGGACCCAAACAACCUCAUGUUUACAAAUAUCACAAUCUUCGGAAUGGACAAGGAGCCAGCUAACUUUACUGUCUUAUCUAACAGUUCUACCAUCCCCAUUUCAAGCAUUGUCUACAAUGCUUCAACACAGGUGGUGACCAUCACUGAUCUCAGGGGACUGGUCCUGGGACAAGAAUUCUCCAUAGAAUGGAAUCUCCCAGUCAGUGACCUAGAGAAGUUCAGGUGCUAUCCAGACAACCUUACUUCUGAGGAGAGCUGCAGGCAGCAGGGGUGCCUCUGGGAGCACACUACUACUCCUGGCGUGCCCACUUGUUACUAUGACACCAUCCCUCGCUAUGCUGCCAGUAACAUUCAGUACCUGCCCACAGGCAUCACCAGUGACCUUACCUUCCUGGGGACCCCAGCAUCUGCAAAGGCAACAACAGCUCCACUGUCAGCAGCAGCAACUUCUAUUGUCUCUAAUCCUCUCUCUGGAGAGAUCAGCUCCCUCAAACUGAAUGUGGUCUAUCACACAGAUAGUGUCCUGCAGGUCAAGAUGUAUGAUUCCACUAAUAAAAGGUAUGAGGUGCCAGUACCUCUGAACACUCCUUCCUCACCAGUCGACUGCUCUGAGAACUGCCUGUAUGAUGUCAGGAUUCAGACCAAUCCUUUUGGAGUCCAGGUUCUGCGCAGAAGUUCUGGUACUGUGAUUUGGGAUUCUCAAGUUCCUGGCUUCAUCUUCAACGACAUGUUCCUUUCCAUUUCCACUCGCCUCCCCUCUCAAUAUAUCUAUGGCUUUGGGGAAACUGAGCACACGAUGUUCAGAAGAAACAUGAGCUGGAACACAUUGGGGAUGUUUGCCCGCGAUGAUCCAUCAGCGUAUGAGAAGAAUUUCUAUGGUGUCCAUCCUUACUACAUGGCGUUGGAAGAGGAAGGCAGUGCCCAUGGAGUGCUCCUGCUGAACAGCAAUGCCAUGGAUGUGACAAUCCAGCCCACUCCUGCCCUCACAUACCACACUGUAGGAGGGAUUUUGGACUUUUAUAUAGUUUUGGGGCCAACCCCUGAGCUUGUGACUCAGCAAUACACUGAGUUGAUUGGUCGACCAACAAUGAUUCCAUACUGGGCUUUGGGAUUCCAGCUGAGUCGCCAUGGAUACCAGAGUGAUUCUGAAAUUUCCAGUUUGUAUGAUGCAAUGGUGGCGGCCCAGAUUCCCUAUGAUGUCCAACAUGUAGACAUCGAUUACAUGGACCGGAAGCUGGACUUCACCCUCGGCCCUAGCUUUCAAAACCUUGGUCUCUUGAUUGAGCAAAUGAAGAAAAAUGGCACGAGAUUUAUUCUCACUCUGGACCCAGCCAUUUCUGGCAAUGAGACACAUUAUCACACGUUCACUAGAGGACAGGAAAAUGAUGUGUUCAUCAAAUGGCCUGACACCAAUGACAUUGUCUGGGGAAAGGCUUGGACAGAGCUGCCCAAUAUGAAUAUAGAUGAAUCCCUUGAUCAUGAGACUCAAGUUAAGCUGUACCGGGCCCAUGUUGCUUUUCCUGACUUCUUUCGUAAUAGAACAAUUGCAUGGUGGAAGAAGGAGAUACAAGAGCUCUAUGUAAACCCUCAAGAACCAAAGAAGAGCUUGAAGUUUGAUGGAUUGGGGAUUGGUAUGAAUGAGCCAUCAAACUUUGUGGAUGGAUCUGUUGAAGGCUGCCGCAGUGAAAUUCUCAAUAACCCACCCUACUUGCCAUAUUUGGAAUCUAGAGACAAAGGCCUGAGCAGUAAGACCAUGUGCAUGGAGAGUGAGCAGAUCCUGCAGGAUGGCUCUCUGGUGCGACACUACGACGUCCACAGCCUGUAUGGGUGGUCCCAGACCAGGCCCACCUAUGAAGCUGUGCAGGAGGUGACAGGACAGCGGGGAAUUGUCAUCACCCGUUCCACAUUCCCCUCUUCUGGUCGCUGGGCAGGACACUGGCUGGGAGACAACAUGGCCGCAUGGGACCAGCUGAAGAAAUCGAUCAUUGGCAUGAUGGAGUUCAGUCUCUUUGGAAUACCUUAUACAGGAGCAGACAUCUGUGGGUUCUUUGGAGAUGCCGAAUAUGAGAUGUGUAUUCGCUGGAUGCAGCUGGGAGCCUUUUAUCCAUUUUCCCGGAACCGCAACACCAUUGGGACCAGGAGACAAGAUCCUGUAGCCUGGAAUUCAACCUUUGAGAGAUUUGCAAGAAAAGUCCUGCAGACCAGGUAUACCCUGCUGCCUUAUCUCUACACUCUGAUGCACAAGGCUCACACCGAAGGCAGCACUGUUGUUCGAUCCCUGCUCCAUGAGUUUACAGAUGACAGAUCAACUUGGGAUAUAGACCAUCAGUUUAUGUUAGGCCCUGCCAUCUUGGUCAGCCCUGUGCUGGAAAGUAACAUUUUUGAGAUCAGGGCUUACUUUCCCAGAGCCUGGUGGUAUGACUACAGCUCGGAAUCUGGCCACAGAUCUACAGGUGAUUGGGAAAUACUGAAGGCUCCCCUUGACCACAUCAACCUUCAUGUUAGAGGAGGCUACAUUCUGCCUUGGCAAGAGCCUGCAAUUAACACCCACUCCAGUCGACAGAAUUUUAUGGGCUUGACUGUUGCAUUAGAUGAUGAUGGAAAAGCUGAAGGUCAGAUAUUCUGGGAUGAUGGACAAAGCAUCGAUACUUAUGAAAAUGGAAACUAUUUCCUGGCUAACUUUACAGCAGCUCAGAAUAUCUUGCAAAUCCAAGUCAUACACAAUAAGUAUUUAAAUGACUCAAAUCCUCUGAAAGUUGGAUAUAUUAAAGUUUGGGGUGUGAACUCUACUUAUGUGACACAAGUCAGUUUCACUUAUGACAACCAGCAAUUCAUAGAGACCAACUUGAAGAGUGAUCCUUCCAACCAGGCUCUAACUAUUCAAUUAACUGACAAGAAUAUCAACCUGGAAAAAUUAACCAAGGUUAUUUGGAUUCACGGUGAUUCUGUAGUUACCACUCCAACUAUAACAAGUGCCAACCCCAGGAGUACUCACCCAUCUCCAUCUACUGCUGAGUCUACCAGUGCUGAGACUAUCACUAGUUUCAGUAGUACAAAUACUACAGUGGACACUACUACCAGUGUUCCAAUCACAAUCACGCCUUCUGAAAGUUCUACUCACGUUACCACUACUCCUAUUGUUCCUGAUACAGCUACUACACUUACAAGUACUUCUGUCCCCGUCACAUCCACAAAUUAUACACUGAAUGUUACUUACAUUACAACUAGUACCACUACCCCUCACACAGCCACUCCUUUCUCCAAAAGUUCUAUUGCCACUAGUACUAGUAUUAUUUUUCCCAUGAAAACCACAGAUUCUGCAACAAGUACUACUGGUGUUACAAAUGCUAGUAUAGUUCCUGAUGCAACUACUUCUUACCCUAAUAGUGAAAGCACCAGUACUACAGUUCCUAUGAGCAUCACUCCUAUAUCGCAAAAUACUAUGGAUGUCACCACUCGUACGUCUGCCUCUGACACAACUACUCCUUUCCAGAACACUGGGAGCACCAGAGUUACUAUUCUCUUCACAAACAGUUCUUCCUCAACUACUCCUAACAUCUCCACUGGUGCUACGGCCCCUGAUACUACUCAUUUACCCACUAAUGUGAGCACUAGUGCUACUGUUCCUGGCAGCACCAGUCCUUUCUCAGCAGAUACUACCACUGCCACCCCUGGUCCCGUUUCUGUUGAUACACCUACUCCUUUCCCUGCAACAGUGAAUUCCAGUGCUGCUGUUCCUGUGAGCACAAUUUCUUUCUCAGCAGAUACUACCACUGCCACCCCCGGUCCUGUUUCUGUUGAUACAUCUACUCCUUUCCCUGCAACAGUGAGUCCCAGUGCUACUGUUCCUGUGAGCACAAUUUCUCUGUCAGCAGAUGUGACCACCAGUACUGUUUCUCCUGAUACAACUGCCCCUUUUCCUACUACUGUGAGCACCAGUGCUACUGUUCCAGCCCAUACUCUUUCUUUACCAACAAAUACUACUGAAGUCACCACUAAUACAACUGCUCUUGAUACAAAUCCUUUCAUUACUCCUGUGAACACUACUCCUACUGUUCCUGUUAGCAUCACUCCUUCCCCAAUCAAUACUACUGAUGUCACUAACUCUACAACCCCUAAUACUAUUCUUCCUACUACUUGAACACCAGUGCUACUGUCCCUAUCACUACCAUUCAAGUGCUGCUGCUGUUUCCACUAGUACUACUGUUCCUGGUACAAUCAGGCCUUUCAUUAUAAGAACUACUAGUUCCAGUACUAAUGAAAUUUUUCAUAUAACCAUAAUGAAUUUCCCAGCAAGCACUGUAGUGUACUACAAUAUAAUCACUACUCUUUUAACUAGGACUCUUGUUCAUAGCAUUAAUAAUUAUAUUUCUGUUAUGGUUGAUUCAUUGUGUCAGCUUGAGAAGUUCAGAAGUUGAACCAAGAGACUUAGCAGGGAGCCAGGGCUUUUACUUUGUAAGUAUCCUCAUUCUGUGCAAAGGAGAGUGGGGAAAUUUUGUGUACUAUAUCUUCCCUGUGGGCGGGGGAGAUGGGGAUGGCCUGCAUACGCUAUAAGGGAGAAGAGGAGGCUUGAUCUCGCCCCAUUUUGCUCUGGCUCUGAUCAAAGCUUGGGAGAUUCUGGUCAAAUCUAGGAGGCAGAAUAUUGACAGAAAGCUUGCCAAUAAAGACCAGGAUCGGGAAGUUCCUGCUGGCAAGAAGGACUGCUUUGGUUGUUGGACUCCAGUUGAUAUAUGUUACAGCUUGGCAAAAGUUUGUCUGCAUUUUGUUUAUGUCCAGAGACUUUGCCUAAGACUAAGGUUAAAGGCAGUGGACUGAUUAAUCUGACAGAAGAAUUUUUUUUUUUUAUUUUAAAGAGGGUAAAAUCAAACAACAAAACAGAACAUAAGAAAGCAAUGUAAGAGUCAUAAAUUUCAAACCAGGACAAUCAGAGAUCUUCACUAUUUAUCAUAUUGUGUCUUGUUUUUUUCCAAAUAGUUGUCUGUAUCUUCACAUACAUAGAAUUCACACGAAACAACAUGGCAUAGAAGUGAUCUGAACAAGAUGAGGAAGGCAUUUUAGGACUUCAAGAUCAGAUGAUAGGGAAGUCAUCAAUGGUUGUCAUAGUGUCUCUAUUCUCUUCAAAAUUGCUGUUCAUACCUUCAUGUAUGUUGAAAUUAAACAAAAAAAUCACUGAACAGAGAAUAAUAGUAUUGCUGGAUUUAACAUCAUGGCACUAUGGAAUCAGCACUGGGUACUAUUGUGUUUCUUUUUCUGUAAAGUAGUUGUAUAUUUCAUCAUGUGUUAUAUAAUCAGUCUGACAGAAGAAAUUUCAAGGCAGUCAGAUGUUGAGAUGGUGGCAUGGCUAUUGUUAGGGAUUUUUUUUUUUGCCAGAUUUAUGUUGGGAAUCAAGAGCACAGAGCCCAGUAGGGUGAUUUCAAACAUGGAUUUGACCAGACAGGAGGCUCCAGUAAAGCUGUGGAUACAGACAUAGAGCCAAAGAGAUCUCAUUUGCUGAGAAAGAACAGGAGAAUUGAAAAGAUGGCCUGGAGGCAUCACAAAAGAGGCAGCAGGUCACAACACUUUGCAGUCUCAAAACUGCAAAAGUGAAAGACUUUGCUUAGAGGAGAAAAACCUCAGAACAACAUGUUCCAGAAUGGCAGCAGAGGCCCCAUGAGGUUCCAGAAUGGUGGAGGCAUAGCAAAGCUGUUCCUCACAAUCAGGUUUAGGGUGCCCAGUGAUCCAGGAACUUGACCCCUACAGCCAAGAGAAAAGAAAGCCUCGCUACUGAUCCUGCUACUAGCAGACCUUGACAUUAUCCACAUGGGGGCUGGUCUUAGGUGCAUACAGAAUGAGGGUUGUGAGGUUAAAAAGGCUUCCAUCCUGAUGUUAGAAGGUCUGGGAAGCCAGGCAGUGUGUUCCUGAGAGGGCAGUGUGUGAAGUUGUGAGCAUGAAGCCAAAUGUGCAAUGGAGAAUUCAGAAGUUUGGAAAAUCCAGGAGUGUGGAUUGUCUAAGGAAACUUAUAAAGAGAGAUCAAAGCCAGCCCAAAAGAGAAGCUGUGGGAGCUAAAGCCACCAGGAGUGCCAUGGGGAUGAAGCCAUGCAAACCCUUUGGCACUCACAAUUUGCUGCAGUUUGCUUCAGAUGCUGAAAGUACAACUACAGGACUUAAGGUUCGCCCUGCUGGAUUUUGGACUUGCUUUGGUUCCAAUGCUUUGUAUCGCCAUGUUUGUACCUUUUGGAAUGGGAGUAUUUAUCUUGUGCCACUGUAUAGGGGAAGUGUUUAACUUUGUUUUUGUUUGUAUAAGGGCUUAGUUUGGCUUACAUCCAGGAGGAUACUUAGGAUUUAGACUUCUGAGCAAUGCUGAAACUGUUAGGACUUUGGCACCUCUUAUAGAUGGACUGAAUGCCAUUUACACAAAGGAAUAAGUCUUUGGGAGGCCAGGGGCAAAAUAUUAUGGUUCUAAUGUAAUAUAAAGUUCAUUGACUUAAUGUUGGUUCUUAAGUAUUGCUAAACUGUGUUAUAAUGUUAAAGUUGUGAAAUGUUAAGAAUGCUUUGCCUUUGUAUCUGAAGGCUGGUUUAAAGAAAUAUGGCUGGUUAUCAAGUUGACAUGGGGUGGAUUGUUAUGGCAGAUACACUGUGUCACCUUGAGAAGUUUAGAAGUUUAACUGAGACACUCAGCAGGCAGCCAGGUUCUUAAUUUGUAAAUAUCCUCAUCCUGUGCAGAGAAGGACAAGGAGAUGCUAAGAGUGCUACAUCUUACCUGGGGGUGAGAGGAUGGCCUGCAUACAUUAUAAGGGAGGAGAAGAGGCUUGAUCCUGCCUCUCCUCCAUUUUUCUAUGGCUGCUGCCUUGAAAUGUUACCCCAGUUCCAUGCCGCCCUGCCUUGGAGCCAGCUGAUUAUGGACUGAAACCUCCACAGUGAGCUAAAUAAACCUUUCCUUCUUUCA